Messenger RNA from Cucurbita maxima (winter squash), 1064 nucleotides. Its product is annotated as NDR1/HIN1-like protein 6. Lineage: Eukaryota; Viridiplantae; Streptophyta; Magnoliopsida; Cucurbitales; Cucurbitaceae. Gene Ontology annotation, cellular component: plasma membrane. Bases 73 to 954 code for a protein of 293 amino acids. The record is from RefSeq and is a predicted model, not a curated record. The transcript has a single exon.
AAAAGCUUCUUUAGUUCCCCAUUUUCUUUUACUUAUCCUUGAUUCUGAGGAUUCUCAUUCAGCCUUGCUUAGAUGCCUCCUCUAUCUCCUCCUCCGCUACCACCACCGCCGCCAAGCCCUCUCGUGCCUCCGUCGGCAAGUUCACCGUCCCAUGAAGCAGCAGCUCUACCAACAACCAUACCAUCCCCUGCCUCAGCAGCAGACACUCAAGCAUCUGCUGCUCUUAUCCCUGCUGCUUCACCUUCAAGACAGGCAGACCUGACUCCUUUGGAGCAAAUAGUCAUACAAAAUCAAGCUACUAGACCACAGACUCCACUACUGAAUCCAAAUACCAUAGAUUCCAGUAACUACAGAAAAUCACAAUUACUACAGCAAGCUCGGCCACGCCAAACCAAUCCAAUUAUAUGGUGUUUUGCAAUCUUGUGUCUCAUUUUUAGUCUUCUCCUCAUCUUCCUUGGAAUUGCAACUUUGAUCAUUUUCUUGGUUGUUAAACCAAGAAAUCCUAUGUUUGACAUACCCAAUGCGAGCCUCAGCACCAUCUACUUCGACGCACCAGAAUAUCUCAAUGGGGACUUCACCGUUCUCGCAAACUUCACCAACCCGAAUCACAGAAUCGAUGUAAGAUAUGAAAAUGCAGACAUAGAGCUCUUUUUUGGGGAUAGACUCAUAGCAACUCAAGCAAUCCAGCCUUUCAGUCAAAGAAAGAGAGAAGUGAGGUUACAACCUGUUCACCUGAUAUCCAGUCUGGUUUACUUGCCACAGAAUUCCGGGUUCAUACUUCGACGGCAGGUACAGAACAACAAAGUUAUCUAUAACAUCAGAGGAACUUUCAGAGUUAGAGCUUCACUGGGUGCCGUCCAUUACUCAUACUGGUUGCAUAGCCGAUGCCAGUUGGUGAUGACUAGUCCACCAACCGGUGUUUUAGUUGCUCGGAGUUGCAAGACCAAGAGGUGAAGAAGCGAAAUGUAUAUAAUUGUAUACCUUCUACAAUAUCACUGCAUGGAUUGUCCAAAUUACAGAUAUGAAUAUAAGUCCUGAACAGGUUUGAAACAUCAGUUAAACAC